AUGGCAUUGCGUGUGGAGGCGCCUGAUGAGCGAGUUGAUGACCUUCUACACAGGCUAUUUGAAUCCAAAGAAAUUGACAUGGCUAAAGGCGAUACACUAGCAGCAGUUGAUCUUUGCGAGUGCAUUUUCAUGAGCACACAUAAGCGUUUUGAUGAUGGCAGUUAUUGUGUACAAAUACCAUUUACACCAGAUGCUCCACCACUUGGGAAUUCACAUCAAAUGGCACUUAGGCAAUUUCACCAGUUGGAACGAAAAUUGGCAUCCAACUCAGAGCUGAGGCAAAGAUAUGUGGCUUUUAUGCGCAAAUACGAACAACUUGGUCACAUGCACCCUAUUCAGCAUCAUUCAGGCGACUCAUCUCAGGCAUACUACAUUCCACAUCAUGCAGUCAUGGCAAAAUUCCGAGUCGUAUUCAAUGCUUCCGCAAAAACAUCGAAUGGCAUAUCAUCAAAUGAUACACAACUCGCUGGCCCCUCAAUACAGGAUUUAUUACUUAACCUUUUGCCUCGCUUCAGGCAGCAUCGAAUAGCAUUCACAGCUGAUGUGGAGAAAAUGUUCAGGCAAGUCAAGGUUGACGAGAGGCACAGGCAGUGGCAACAGAUCCUCUGGCGGGAAUCAUCCGAUCAGCCCAUUCGCACAUAUCAAUUGGCUACCGUUACAUAUGGCACAACUAGUGGCACAUAUUUGGCUGUUCGCGCUAUGCAGCAAUGUGGCAGAGACAACUCUUAUAAACUCUCAGAUGAAGUACGAGCUAAAACUGCUUUGCACAGCAUCCUGAAUGAUUUCUACGUAGAUGACUACCUUAAGAGUACACCUUCUAUUGGCAUGGCGAUUCAACUGGCGGCCGAUGUCUCAUCUGUUUUGGCAGACGGUCAGUUCCAUCUAAGGAAAUGGAAAUCGAAUAGCGCUGAAGUCUUGGCACAUCUUCUUGGCGAUGCUGAUCCAUGUCAGCUUUAUCCGCACUUGGCAGAAACUACUGUUCUUGGCUUACACUGGGAUCCACUCACUGAUGAACUCUUCUAUCAGGUCAGCUCUUAUGAUGCACAACAUCUUACGAAAAGGCAAGUGCUUAGCGAUGCUGCAAAAUUAUAUGAUCCAAUUGGCAUGUUGGCACCGGUUAUCAUUACGGCUAAACUUUUCAUACAGAAACUCUGGCAGGCAAAAUUGGAAUGGGACGACCCAUUACCACUUGAACUGUUGCAAGAAUGGCUCAUAUACCGAAGGCAGCUGUCCCAACUGGAGGCAGUGCGAAUACCGCGUUGGAUAGGCAUGCAACCUGGUUAUCAAAUACAACUUCAUGGCUUCUGCGAUGCUAGUGUCAAGGCAAUGGCUGCAGCACUCUAUUUGGCAACAAACCACAAUGGCAAUAUCACUAGUCACAUUAUCGUAUCAAAAACUAAAGUGGCACCAUUACAUUCGGUAACAGUACCCCGAUUGGAACUUUGUGCUGCGCAAUUGUUGGCUACUCUUUUACACGAAACAAGGCAGGCUUUGCAUUUGGAGCACGUACCAUACACUCUAUACUCCGACUCAAAUAUUGCUCUAUGUUGGCUACGCAAAAACACAUCACAAUUAAAGCAGUACGUUGCUAAUCGCGUUGGCUGCAUUCAAUCGAUGACAGAUAUCAGGCAUUGGCAUCACAUUCCUACCAAACUCAACCCAGCUGAUUGCGCCAGUCGUGGCAUAUCUCCUUUGGCGUUGCAAAACUACGCAUUAUGGUGGCACGGUCCUAAUUCAACUGAUUAUUCAAUCAAUGAGCUGCACCACUGUGCACCAGCAGAUCUGGCAAUAAUGGAAGGCGAGUUGAAAAAGGCACAGCCCAUAUCCACAUCCAGCAAGAUCAUUGCACUGAGUCCGUUCAUCAACUUAACAGCGGAAAAUAUAUUGCGAGUAGGCGGAUGCCUACAUAAUGCGAGGGUGGCAGAGCCACAACGUCAUCCAAUCAUUCUUCCGAAGGAUAGCACAUUGGCCAGGCUUUUAAUAUGGCAGGUGCAUCAGGACACACUUCAUGGUGGUAUACAAAUUAUGCUUCAUACGAUUCGACACAAAUAUUGGAUUCUACAGGCACGCAUUUUGGUUAAGCAAUGCAUACACUCAUGUGCGAUUUGCAGGCGGCAUAAACACAUAAUGCUAAAACAACGUAUGGCGACAUUACCAAAGGCUCGGGUCACCCCAUCUCCACCAUUUGCAAGAUCUGGCUUAGACUAUUGCGGUCCAUUCAACAUACGCAUUGGCUCCAAGGCUGUACGAACCGUGCGGAAGGCUUACGUGGCAAUCUUUGUGUGCAUGGUAACCAAGGCAGUGCACAUCGAACUGGCUGAAGAUCUCACUUCUGAGGCUUUCAUAAAUGCAUACACCCGUUUCGUAAACCGGCGUGGUCCAUGUAAUCAUUUAUACAGUGACAAUGGCACUACAUUCAUUGGUGCAGAUCGCUUAAUGGCCGCUGACUUACAGGCUUGGGAUAAUGAAUAUUUUCAACAGCAAUUGGCAAAUCGAGGCACAAAAUGGCAUUUUCUACCACCUGGCGCACCUCAUCAAGGCGGUCUAUGGGAAGCUGCCGUUAAGUCAGCGAAGAAGCACUUACUACGCAUUGUUGGCACCCAUUCCAUUUACUAUGAUCAGCUACAUACUCUACUUGUACAUAUCGAGGCUUGCUUGAAUUCACGUCCACUUAUACCAUUGCAUGACACUUGUGACGACAAGAUGACUCUAUCACCUGCAGAUUUCCUAAUUGGCAGAUCUCUAUUGGCAGUACCAGAUGAACCUAUUGGCAAGGUACCUAGCAACAAAUUAUCAUACUGGCGACAAUUAAGGCAAAUGCAACAGCAUUUUUGGCGACAAUGGCAUGAUAAAUAUCUUUCAACUUUGCAACCACGUUCCAAAUGGCAUCAGAAUGGCAACAACAUCAACAUAGGCGAUGUCGUGGUUAUCCAGCACGAGAAUCUACCAGCAACACAUUAG
This is a messenger RNA of Teleopsis dalmanni, 2961 nucleotides long. RefSeq lists its product as uncharacterized. The transcript has a single exon. The coding region runs from base 1 to 2961 and encodes 986 amino acids. Gene Ontology annotation, molecular function: nucleic acid binding. Lineage: Eukaryota; Metazoa; Arthropoda; Insecta; Diptera; Diopsidae. Gene Ontology annotation, biological process: DNA integration. The record is from RefSeq and is a predicted model, not a curated record.